Macrosiphum euphorbiae (potato aphid) is the source of this 429-nucleotide messenger RNA. NCBI's taxonomy places the organism in Eukaryota, Metazoa, Arthropoda, Insecta, Hemiptera, Aphididae. The record is from the annotation of a GenBank genome assembly.
AUGGUCGAGACCAAGAAGGAAUUCGCUGAACGCGAAGAGCGCCGUCGCGAGAACGCGGCCCUGAAGCGGGAGUCCGCGAUUGAGGAUAUAAAAUCGGUACAUGCCAUGAUACAACGCGCGAAUUCCGAUCCGGACUUCGUUUUAAAUGUCGAUGGGUUAGAUUCCGUGUGGUCUCAGUUUAAAGCGGAAGUUUAUCCUGCCGCACAAUCGGGUGAAUUACGUAUUAUGAUUAAUUCCGCGGAGGCUGCCGCGAACGUACUUCGUCCAGCUCGCACAGCGUCCACCGUGAGCCAAAACGUCGGUCACUCAUCGUCCGUGUCCGAUAAGUCGUCCGGUCAACCGUUAUCGCGACUUCCGGAAAUCCCUCUACCAAGAUUUGGAAUUGAUUUUCAUUUAUGGCCGACCUUUCAUGACACAUUCGCCAAGUAG